Molecule: messenger RNA, 763 nt
Organism: Cotesia congregata
Lineage: Eukaryota; Metazoa; Arthropoda; Insecta; Hymenoptera; Braconidae
Source: the annotation of a GenBank genome assembly
AAUGCGGUUGGUCAGGUGAAGGAUUAUCGAACAGAAUAGUUGGAGGUUCUAUCACGGUUCCACACAUAUUUCCGUGGAUCGCGGCAAUUUUUUAUAAAGGCGCUCUUCAUUGUGGUGGUACUCUGAUUAAUGAUCGAUAUGUUCUGACAGCUGGUCAUUGUAUUAAAUGGAUCGACCACCAAGGUUUGGACGUCGGUUUGGGAAUGCACGAUCUAAAAUCGGCUUCCGAGGGCUACGUAAUACCGAUCGAGCGUGUAAUUCUCCAUGAAGACUUCGAAAGCGAUUACUUGCACGACACUAACGACAUCGCGCUACUAGAACUUACUCGUCCUGUACGUUUCAGCGAUACAAUCCAGCCGAUAUGUCUUCCGAUGGGAGGAUCCGAUUACUCUGGGCACUUGGUAAAAGUUGCCGGUUGGGGGCGCGUUACAGUAAAUGGCGGAGCUUCAAGAUACUUGAGACAAGCGACUCUCAAAGUUAUGCCCUUUGACAUUUGUACCAACACUUCUUUUGGCGAUCACCUGACAACAUCUAUGCUUUGCGCUUACAAUGACAAUACCGAUGCUUGUCAGGGUGAUAGUGGCGGUCCGUUGCUUUAUGAGAGAGCCAAUGGAAGAUAUGAACUUAUUGGAAUCGUAUCCUGGGGAAUAGGAUGCGCGCAACCAGGUGUACCCGGUGUGUAUGUUAAAAUAACAGACUACUUGAUAUGGCUGCAAAGUCAUACGAAAGGUGCAGUUUACUGUUUAAAUAGAUAAAAACUAAG